This is a messenger RNA of Lotus japonicus, 1966 nucleotides long. RefSeq lists its product as uncharacterized. The transcript is spliced from 5 exons. Lineage: Eukaryota; Viridiplantae; Streptophyta; Magnoliopsida; Fabales; Fabaceae. The record is from RefSeq and is a predicted model, not a curated record. Bases 431 to 1732 code for a protein of 433 amino acids.
CGGCUUCAACUCUCUCCAAUCUCCAUAUUUGUGGCUCCUGGGAGACCCUUUGCGAGGAAAAACGAGAGAAAAACCCAAUUUUUCUUUGUUCUUCCAAUCUUCGCAAUCCUCACAGAGCAAAUUUAUGGAUAACAGGAGCAAAAUUGGUUCACUGCAACUGAGUUUCAUCGCAAAAUUCUUCCAGCAAUCGGUGUUUGGUUUUGUAGUUCCAUCGCUAUUUCAACCCCUCGAUAGAUCCAUUCCUUGGUUAAGGUUUCUGGGUUUUGGUCUUCCUGAAUAGCAUUCAAGCUACCCUUCUGUCUCGUGUUACAUUUUCUGCAAAAAUCAAGGUUCCAGAUUGUGGCUUCUUGAGUGUUUUUGCAUUUGCACAAGUGUUCAGACAGAGAGAUAGCAAAGUGAUUGGUGUUCAAAUUAUGGUGUUUGGACUAAGAUGACCAUUUUAGCUGGAUCUUCGACUAAGAAGAUGUCGUCGGCUAGGGGUCAAUCCUCUGGUUGGGCAGCUUUUGAUCUCAAGCAGAGAAAGAAGAACAAUCUGGAGUCUGAUGCUGAUAAGGACCCUUUCCCAGCUUUAGGAACUUCGAGUUCUAUGCAACAUGUUGAUAAUAAGUUAGCCAAGAAGAAUCGUGUUCCUUCGAAGCCUUUCUCUUCGGUGAUUCUCCCUGCUAAAAAUUUCCCUCCAUUGAAGGAGGGUGGGAAUGGCAAAAAGACCAUGUUAGUUUUUGACUCUACUGAAAAAUGCCAUGGGAAUACUGUGCAGGGAGAUGUUAAUUUAGCUAUCAAAAGGCUAAAAGAGCAGCAUCUUUGGGCUGAGAAUAGCUUGAUAGAGGAUAUAUUGGCUGCUGUUGAUAAUAAUGUUAAUAAGGCCUCAGCUUUAUUGGAAACAAUGGCCUCUGCAGUCAACUUUGAAGAUAAUAAUGUAUCAAGUGAUCCUAGAGCAACUACUUCGGAUGAUAUUACUGAUGAAAGUCUCACUUUAGAAAAUGUUAAAGAUGACAUUCCCUUCCGCUCUAAUCUUGUUAGUCACCUCCAAGAUAAUGAUGAAGACUCAGAGGUUAGAAAUGCUUCCUCAGAUCAAAAGUUUUCUGGUGUUGAUAACCUGAGGUUCAAAAUGAAUAUCCUGUAUUCUGUUCCUGUUGAGCCUGAAUGGGAGGAUGAUGAUGUUUACAAUAGUCAUCGAAAGGAUGCAUUGAGGACAAUGAGGUCUGCAUCGCGACAUUCUAGGGCAGCUGCUGGUGCUUUUCUAAAAGGUGAUCAUUAUUCUGCGCAGCAACAUUCAAUGAAAGCUCGGGAGGAAUGGCAUGCUGCUGACAAGCUUAAUACUGAGGCAGCCACAAAAAUUUUAGGUAUUAGGAAUAAUGAAAAUGAUAUAUGGAAACUGGAUUUGCAUGGUCUUCAUGCAGCAGAAGCUAUUCAAGCAUUACAAGGACAUCUCUAUAAAAUUGAAAGCCAAGGCUUCCCAAAGAAUACAGCCACUUCAAGUGUGAAGGAGAAUGGGCUUGCACAUUCAACUAUCAGAUCUCUUAAUGUCACAAACAGGGAAAAUUUGGAUAAACAAGCGCCAUUAAGGCUUAGGUCAUCAGCUUUACAUGUCAUAACAGGUAUUGGCAACCAUAGCCGAGGACAAGCUGCUCUUCCUUCUGCUGUGAGAAAUUUCCUCAUUGAAAAUAGAUACCGUUUUGAGGAGACUAGACCAGGAGCGAUCACAGUGUGGCCCAAGUUUCGUCAAAGUUGAUUGCUAACCCCAUUAGGAACAUAUUCUUGUAUUGUACCAUUGAUUGCUGACAUGGGGAUCAUAAAUAUAGAACUAUGUAUACUUUGUGUGAUUUGUAUCAUGUAAUUUUUGUCAAAGUUUGUAUUAGUUGAUCAUGUCCAUCUGCAUUCAACAGCAGUGAGAUUCAGUUCCGCAUGUAUUACAUUUAUUCUAACCUAUUUAUGUAGAAUAAGGUAUUUAUCUUGGCUUUGGAAA